AUGGCAAGAUGCUCAGUCUUGUUCUUGGCUGCUUCCCCGAUACAAUGGCUCCUUGAAUCGUCCGGCCUGUCGACCAACGUUGUUAACGCAGCGUUCACUCGAUCAGAUGGCUUGCAGCAAGGCUUCGUGACACCUGCAGCGGGCGCAUCGGCUGGCACCAAAACAGCGCCUUCCGAGGCGAUAGAGCCCAAAAGGGCCGUCUUGGCUGAAGACGAUUGUCGAGACGGAUUCUUGGGCUUGGUUGGCUGGAUGGGUCCCCAACCACCAUCACCACCAUUAUCACCACCACCACCACCACCACAACCACCAUCACAACAACAACGACAACAACAACAACAACAACAACAACAACAACAACAACAACAACAACAACCACGACCCAAAAUACGGCCACGGCCCCGUGCCAGCCUCAUGGAACAGGGCUACUUUAACGGCAGCGGCCUAGCGCCAUCUCGCGGCUUACGUCCGCGGGCUGUCUGGGCCUACUAUCAUUAUUAUUAUCUCUGGCCCAUCGUCAUUUUGUAUGGCCCAUCUUCGGGGACCCUCGCCACCUCAUUCCCUAGACGGGAGGAUGUGCGCUCGUGCCUGUCGCACCAUGCUGCACCCCGUCGCCAGUGA
This is a messenger RNA of Bipolaris oryzae ATCC 44560, 618 nucleotides long. RefSeq lists its product as uncharacterized. The coding region runs from base 1 to 618 and encodes 205 amino acids. The record is from RefSeq and is a predicted model, not a curated record. The transcript has 3 exons. Lineage: Eukaryota; Fungi; Ascomycota; Dothideomycetes; Pleosporales; Pleosporaceae.